AUGGGUGCCUCAGCCAGCUCCACUGCCCAAGGAGGUGCCUCAGAGCUGACUCUGCAGGAUGGCUACAAGAAAAUACAGUGGCUGUUCCUUAUCACCACCACAGGAAGCCAUGAAAGUGUUCACAAGAACCAGUCAGUUUCAAACGAUACUAUCCCUCUGGAUUUAGAACAGUGUUCCCUCAAAGUGCUGGAGCCUGAAGGAAGUCCCAGCUGGAGUCUCCUGAAGCUGCUGGGAGAUCGAGGUUGCACUGUGGUGGAGCUUGUGGAGUUCCUGCAGGCCCUGGAGCACACAGAGGCUCUCCAGUGUCUCAGCCAUCCAGGUAUAAAGAUUGUUGUGCAGCCAGACUCUCAAGCAGUGCUCUCUGGUCAGGUUGUCAAGCUGUGUUGUUGGGCAACAGGACACCCAUUUGUGCAUUACCAGUGGUUCAAGCAGGAAAAAGAGGUGCCCCGUGGUAACUCCCCAGAGCUGGUUCUGAACCCAGUUAGUGUGAAUGAUUCUGGCUUUUACAUCUGUCGAGUGAACAGUGAGUCUUCCUUUGCCUUCAGCCGCUGGGCACGACUCGAGGUGUGUGAUCUCCAGGGCACAUCUCAUGGGAGCUCAGUUGGUUUGCCUGAAAACAAGCUGCGCAUUUGUAUUCAGCCUCAGCCCCAACACCUGACAGUGGGGGAUGCUUUGGUACUAGAAUGUGGAGCUGUUGGAAACCCAAUUCCCAACUACCAGUGGUUCAGAAAUGGGCUGCCCUUGGCAAAUGGGAGCAAAAAUGUCUACGUGGUAACCUGUGUGGGUGUGGAACAUCAAGGGACAUACUGGUGUCACAUAUUCAAUGAUCAGGAAGAUCAAGACAGCAAGAAGAUAGAAGUCAUUAUAGGAAGGAAAGCUAUGGCAGUGGAGUGCACAGAAGAAGAUUUAAGUGAUCUUCAAAAGCCAGACCUACAAGAACAAUCAAAUCACAGACCUGUUGCAACAGACAAGGUAGCUCUGUUAAUAGGGAACAUGAGCUACUGGAAUCACCCCCAGCUCAAGGCUCCCAUGGUGGAUGUCUAUGAAUUGACCAAUUUGCUCAGACAGCUGGAUUUCAAAGUUGUUUCUCUGCUGGAUCUUACUGAGUCCGAGAUGCGAAAUGCAGUGGAUGAAUUUUUACUUCUGCUGGACAAAGGAGUGUAUGGUUUGUUGUACUAUGCUGGCCACGGCUACGAGAACUAUGGAAACAGCUUCAUGGUUCCCAUUGAUGCUCCAAACCCCUACCGGUCUGCAAACUGCCUGUGUGUGCAGAACAUCCUCAAACUCAUGCAGGAAAAAGAGACAGGGCUUAACGUGUUCCUGCUGGAUAUGUGUCGGAAAAGAAAUGAAUAUGAUGACACGAUCCUUAUCUUAGAUGCUCUGAAGGUCACAGCCAACAUUGUUUUUGGAUAUGCAACGUGCCAAGGAGCAGAAGCUUUUGAAAUUCAGCAGUCAGGGUUGGCCAAUGGAAUCUUCAUGAAGUUCUUGAAGGACCGUUUGUUGGAAGACAAGAAGAUUACUGUGCUGCUGGAUGAGGUUGCAGAAGAUAUGGGCAAGUGCCACCUGACCAAAGGCAAGCAAGCUCUGGAGAUCCGCAGCAGCUUGUCUGAGAAAAGGGCCCUAACUGAUCCCAUCCAACAAACCGCUUCGUCUGCAGAGGCUCUGGCACGGAACCUUCAGUGGGCCAAAGCUCAUGAGCUUCCAGAAAGCAUGUAUCUUGAGUUCCAAUGUGGUGUUCAGAUUCAGCUGGGGUUUGCAGCUGAGUUUUCCAACGUGAUGAUCAUUUACACACGGAUAGUGAAGCAGCCCUUGGAAAUCCUGGAGUGCAGAGCCCAUGUCACAGACUUUGCUCUCGACUUGGAUGUGGAUCCUAAAGAGGCAAAUAAAGGAACUCCUGAGGAAACUGGAAGCUAUUUAGUAUCAAAGGACCUUCCCAAACACUGCCUCUACACCAGGCUAAGUUCACUGCAAAAACUAAGGGAACACUUGAUCUUCACUGUUUGCUUGCACUAUGAGUAUCCAGGAAUAGAAGAUACAAUGGAUGAAAGAAAGGAAGUUAAUGUUGGGAAACCCCUUAUUGCUAAAUUAGGCCUUCAUCAUGGAUUCAGGAAUAAUAACUGUCUCCAGACCAGUUGUGUGGCUAAUAAUCCUUUUCACAAUCAAACAGAAUCAAAUCCAGUGCCAACUAAAUACUAUGUCACUAGUCAUUGCCAACCAAAUUCCUGUCCAGGCCUUUACCAUCGAAACCAUGGUUGCUCAGACAGCAUCAGACAACCAGAGACAUGUUCUUGCAAUGGGACUUCAAGGACACCAGCUUCAAGACAUGAAGUAGGGAAUUACUCAUCCCCUGUGGCAGAGAGUAAUGUACCAGUGGAGACCACCGAUGAUACUGUUGAACUGGAAUUCCUUCUUUCUGACAGCCUCAGGUUCUCUGAGCAGCAGUAG
This is a messenger RNA of Chaetura pelagica (chimney swift), 2445 nucleotides long. It is a transcript of the gene MALT1, whose product is annotated as mucosa associated lymphoid tissue lymphoma translocation gene 1. The transcript is spliced from 18 exons. The record is from RefSeq and is a predicted model, not a curated record. Lineage: Eukaryota; Metazoa; Chordata; Aves; Apodiformes; Apodidae. Bases 1 to 2445 code for a protein of 814 amino acids. Gene Ontology annotation, molecular function: cysteine-type endopeptidase activity. Gene Ontology annotation, biological process: proteolysis.